Arachis stenosperma is the source of this 840-nucleotide messenger RNA. Its product is annotated as protein ALP1-like. The record is from RefSeq and is a predicted model, not a curated record. The transcript has 2 exons. NCBI's taxonomy places the organism in Eukaryota, Viridiplantae, Streptophyta, Magnoliopsida, Fabales, Fabaceae. Bases 1 to 840 code for a protein of 279 amino acids.
AUGGGACUGGAGAAAUUUGCGAUUAAAAGAAAAAUUUUGGGUGAAGAUGGGUUCUUGAUGGUUCUUGCAUUGGUGGAUUCCAAAGGUAGGUUAUUAGAUGUUUCAGCUAAAUGGCCUAGUACAUUGAAACCCAAAACUGAUUUACGUCAGAGUAAGCUCUUUCUUGAGGUUGAGAAAUUCAGAAAGUUGUUGCAAGGACCAUCUUAUAAGCUUAGUAAUGGUAGUUUAACUCCUCAGUAUGUCUUGGGGGAUUUGUGUUAUCCCCUUUUGCCAUGGCUUUUAACACCUUAUAAUAGGAUGAAUGACAAAGAUAGUUUUGGUUCUGCUAAAAGAGCAUUCAACUGUGCACAUGCACGUGAAAUGAGGUUAGUUGGUGAUGCCUUUGGGAGGCUAAGGGUUAGGUGGCAGCUCCUUUCAGAUUCAAGGAAGUGGAAAGGGGAGUGUGUUGAGUAUUUGCCUUAUGUGAUUGUAACUUGUUGUUUGCUGCAUAAUUUCUUGAUUAAGUCUAACGAGCCAAUGCCAGUUAAAGAAGUGAGAAUUGUUGAAAAGGAAAGAGCAGAUGAUGUUGCUUCUGAUGGAGUGGUGGAUCAGAAUGCAAUAAGGAUAAGAGAUGCACUUGCCAUGCAUUUGAGUAGGAGUCAUACACCCUUACACUACAUUUACAAGGCAAAGCACAACAACCUAGAUGUUGUCCAGGACUUCGCUGGUAUGGGUUUUAAGAUGGAUCAGGGACUUGCUAGUCGAGGUGGUGAUGGGAUCGGAUCUCUGGAGCGGCGAGGGGUGGUACUUGCAAAGACACUCCAACGCUCAAGUCAGAAUGGACCUGAGAAGUGUAGGUGA